This is a messenger RNA of Bombina bombina (fire-bellied toad), 2144 nucleotides long. It is a transcript of the gene LRRC31, whose product is annotated as leucine rich repeat containing 31. NCBI's taxonomy places the organism in Eukaryota, Metazoa, Chordata, Amphibia, Anura, Bombinatoridae. The coding region runs from base 300 to 2021 and encodes 573 amino acids. The record is from RefSeq and is a predicted model, not a curated record. The transcript has 10 exons. Gene Ontology annotation, molecular function: protein binding.
UAUUCUUGUCUUGCACAGGUUUGUGAAAUUGUAUCUACUAGUAGAGCUGGUUUGGCUGCAAACUCACGCCUUGUAGCUGGAUGUGUCUCACUGUAAGCUCUAAUAAAGCAGCAACAUGGUGAAUAUACAGACAAUAUUUCUAAGAUAUGUGCAAAUUCUCCGCUGAUUAAAUAGAUGGAAGCAUAGAAGAAAGAAAUACAGCUACAUAUGUAGUGUUGGAACACAGGAGACGUUUACUGGAAUUUAUGCAUUGUUCAGGUGAAUAGAAGGUUAAGUGAAAUAGCAAUUGAGGCAAAACAAUGGACACAAAUGAUAAAGAAGACUCCCAGAAGAAAUCAGAGGACGUUGGCCAGAGAAGAUCCCCUUUUGAUUUGUUUUUUAACCCAAGAAAAAAAUCAACAAAAGGCAAAAAUGAAUUAUUCAGUAUGAACAGGUUCUUCAAAGCAUUUGAAAGAGAAACAGAAAAAGCGCCAAAAGAAAAGGAACCGCAGGACUCUCAAGAUAAAACUUCAACUCAUGAUAACCCAGAUGUGGACGUUAAUACCCCUGGAAAAGAAGAAACACAGCUUCCUGGUUUGGAUAUAUCUGGAUGGUGGAAAGUUAAACAGUUUAUGCAGAGAUUUGGGAAAAAAGCAGAGAGUAACUGCAUAAACCUGAAUAAUUGUGGGUUGACUGCUAUGGAUAUGGAAGAACUUGGCACACUUCUAGCUUUUAUUCCUGACACUGAAGAAAUCGACCUUUCUUGGAAUGAUUUAAUUGGCGGAUCCAUACGGUUGUUAACUCCGUACCUCCAACAAGUCGGCAAGUUAAAAAUAUUCAGCUUAAGCAACUGCAGUCUGACCCCUAAUGAUGUCAAUGCUUUAGGAGAAGCACUUGAACAUAUUCCAUUGUUAGAAUCACUAGAUUUGUCAUGGAAUAGUGAUCUUGGAGGGAAUCUGUCCCGACUCACCCAGCACAUAUCAACCCAAUGUGAACUAAAGGCUCUGUAUUUAACAGAAUGCAACGUCAGAGCAGCAGAUGGUAAACCUCUAUCUCAUGCCUUAAAUAAGAUGCCAAAUCUGGAGGUGUUGGAUCUUUCUAUGAACAAAGACAUUGGCAGCAUCAUCAGGACCCUUAUUGAUGAACUGAAAACAAAGUCUUCGUUAAGUGUGCUGAAGUUGCAUGGCACUGGGCUACAACAGGAGACCAUCCAGAGUCUGAGUGAUGUGUUCCACAACUGGCCAUAUUUAAGAAAGCUGGAUCUGUCAUGCAAUAAGGAAGCCGGGGGAGGAUUCAAAGAGGCAGCUGCUCGUCUCACUACUUUCAAACACCUUGAGCUCUUGGACAUUCAUCAGUGCUGCCUGUCUGGAGAUGAUGUUGAUGCUCUGACCCAGGUUGUACCUUUGCUUUCCAAUCUUCAAGUGUUGAAUAUUUCAUCAAAUAAAAUGGUGGGACAUUCCCCGGAGCAUCUUUUCAGCAGACUCAGAUUUUUACCAAAACUCAAAUGUAUAAUCGUCAGCAGCUGCUCCUUAAAGAAAGAAUCCUUUUCUGCAUUGGCUGAAGCCUCCCGUUACCUUGUGGACCUGGAAAUUCUAGAUCUUUCUUGGAAUAAGUGCAUAGGAGGAAACCUGAAACUACUUUUAGAUACACUUAAAACAGCAACUAAGCUCCAGUCACUGAUGUUGAGCAGUUGUGACCUUGUGACUCAAGAUCUGGCAGUUUUAGCAUCUGCAGCACAGGCCGGUUACCUAGACAGCCUCCAGCAUUUGGAUCUUGCCUACAACGACACAAUCGCAGACGAGGGAUGGGCACUUUUCUUUGAAAGCUUAUAUGCUAUCAAUAAUAUCACUGAAUUAGAUGUCAGUCUUCGUCCAGGAUCUACUCGUGACUGUGGCGCAUGGGUUAUCCAUCUCUUAUCCAGCAUGCUAAAACUGCCGAAGCUCAAGGAACUAGGGAUGCAGCGCUGGGUACUCUCAGCAGCAGAACAGCAGCAACUGGAGCGUAUUAAUAAGGAGAGCAUGAUUCAUAUUUAUUUUGAAUGAUAUUAAUUAUAAUGAUUAAUUGCACGUUAUUCCACAGAACAGCACCUUAGACUAUAGAUGUUUAAUAAUUAUGCUGCCAGUCUCCUUCAAAUCAAUAUAUCCCUUACUUUUUCCUUGCUAUGU